GUAUGUUCCUGUGACGCGCAGAAAUUUUAAACUAUCGUCCUUGUCAGUGAUGGCGGCUUCGUUAAGUUCUCUCCCUGUAAGCUGUAAUAACAAAUGGUACUAUACACGACAACAGAUCGACAACAGCCCAUCUCGGCGAGCUGGACUUGAUCCUGACAAGGAACUGUCCUACAGACAACAGGCAGCGAACCUGCUCCAGGACAUGGGACAGCGGCUCAAUGUGUCCCAACUUACAAUUAAUACAGCCAUUGUGUACAUGCAUCGAUUCUACAUGGUCCAGUCAUUCACUAGAUUUCACAGAAAUGUUAUAUCUCCCGCCGCACUCUUCCUCGCUGCGAAGGUCGAGGAGCAGCCCCGGAAGCUGGAACAUGUUAUCAAGGUGGCCCAUGCAUGCCUCGAUCCUCAGGAUCCUUCACCAGAUGUACGCAGUGAUGCCUACCUGCAACAAGCCCAAGACCUGGUCAUUCUUGAGAGCAUAAUACUCCAGACCUUGGCUUUUGAAAUCACCAUUGACCAUCCUCAUACUCAUGUUGUCAAGUGCACUCAGCUUGUCAGAGUUGUUCCAGCGAGUAAGGAUCUUGCUCAAACGUCAUACUUUAUGGCCACUAACAGUCUGCACUUGACCACGUUCUGCCUGCAGUACAGUCCGCCGGUUGUGGCCUGCGUGUGCAUCCAUCUUGCCUGCAAAUGGUCCAACUGGGAGAUCCCUGUGUCCACAGACGGCAAACACUGGUGGGAGUAUGUUGAUCCCACCGUUACCCUCGAGCUGCUGGAUGAGCUCACGCACGAGUUCCUGCAGAUUCUGGAGAAAACACCCAGCCGGUUGAAACGGAUUCGCAACUGGAAGGCUGGAGGUCAGACCCCAAAAGCCAAGCCCAAAGUCCAGGAGGAGGGGGACCAGAGGGACACCAUGAUGAGCAUGAUCUCCAUGGCCUCAUCGGAGAGCACCGUGGCAGGCUUGAUGAGCCUCUCGGCUCCACCUUCCGCCUCCUCUUCCUCAUCCGUCGGUGACAAGGACCGGCUUGAAUCUGGCAGCGCCCUGACCUGGAGCGGCAAAGGCCAGGCUGGAUCCGAGCAGCCUGGCAACGACGUCCACGUCCCAGCUAAGGUGUCUCUGAGCGAGUACCGGGCCAAGAACGCAGACGUCCUGGCUGCCCAGAAGAGAAAGCUAGAGAACAUGGAGGCCAGCGUGAAGAGGGACUACGCCAACGCUGCCCAGGCUCUCAUUGGUCAGCAGCAGAGGAAGGAGAAGCAGCCGCAUCACCACCAGCAGUCCAGCUCCUCCUCCUCUGACAACCCGUCGCCCAUAAUUCUGAAAAUCCCCCUGGAGAAGGAGAGGCACGAGAGGACCUCUCUCAAAAUGCGCUUACCCCUAGCGGGGGGAGGCGCAGGCGGAGGCGGCGGCCAUAGUGGCGGCGCCCGAGGUCAGGAACAGGACAUCAAAGUCCGAAUACGAGUGCCUGAGAAGCAAAGGGGGAGUUCAGGAGAGGAGGGCAAGAGCAGGGACAAGCACAGGGAGCGGUCCAACCACCACCACCAUCACCACCACCACCACCAUUCCUCCUCGACAGGUGCCUCGCUCUCCUCUUCACACAAACAUUCAUCUAGUUCUAGCGGGGCAGUCGGAGGCAGCAAAAAAGUCCCCAGCGACUCUUCUAGAACGAGCUCCUCGUCCUCGUCCGCGUCACGUAAGAGGACGCACUCCCAAGAUCCCGCAGCAGGCACUCACCCUGCCUCUAAAGCCAGCAAGUCCUCUAGGAAUCCCUACCAGCUGCCGUCCCUUUCUUCCUCCUCCGGGCAAACCCUAGGCCACGGCCCUGACAUUCUCCCCGCUCUGGGCCUCCCCCACCACCCAGGGAUCUAUCCGCACUCGCACAAAGGCGACAAGACAGACACUAAUGGGCACGGCGCGGCUGGCGGAGCCCAGUCAAACGAGUACCAGGACACUUUUGAAAUGCUGAACUCACUUCUGAGCGCACAGGGGGUCCAGCCAUCCCAGCCGUCCAUGUUUGACUACAGAUCCCAAUACGGGGAGUACCGUUACAGCGGUGGCUCCCGAGGGAACAACCCCAGGCCCCCGCCCCUCCCUUCAGAACCGCCUCCCCCGCUGCCGCCGUUACCCAAAUAGGAUCGUCAUCAGGAGACAUAUUAUACACAUUGUACUUGACAUCCCGGACAUCCAUGUUGUUACGUAAAGUAUUGUAUAAUGUUGUUGUUUUUUUUUUUGUUUUUUUUUCAAACUAGCCCAACUAUUUUUUACAGGCUUCAGUGUGACAGCAAUGAAAUGUACUGGUGAGAUAAAUGAGUUUGCAACCUUUUUUUUUUUCUUUUUACAUUUGUGGGGCAAUAAUGAGAGGCUUUAAAAGCUUGCAAAAAUGUGAGGGGAAAAAAGAAAAAUACAGGCAAGUGUAGAUAAUAUCUUUUGCUCUUCUGUUUUACUCAAAUGAAAUGUGAUGAUUGGAGUUAAUUUUAGCAUCGCUGUUUUGGAAGUCGUCUUGAAAUCAUGAGGAAACAAAGAUUUCUAUCACAUACCUUUUUAGGUCUUCUUACCGAUUGUUUUUUUUAUAAUGUUUUUAUAGUAUGUUAUUUAUUAAUUGAAUGCUUUUGAAAAAGGAAAAAAAGAAAAAACAUAGUCCCCUUUUCUACCUUUUUUUAAGGUUCCCCCUCUUUGUUCUUUUUUUGGCAGAGGGAUAUUUCUUCAUCAAUACUGUACAGGCUAGUUUGAGAGUGCAUGUCUCUAAAGCCAUCUUUUCAAUAUUUUUGUCUUAAUUUUUUCUUUUUAAAUAUUUUCCUCCUUUUUUUUUUAUAUUUUUACACAGCCAUAACCUAAAAGAAUAAAUAGGUGAGUGAGCCCACCCCUGGUAUUUAUCAAAUGUAUUUCCUUCAUUAUUUGAUGAACUUGUACAAAGAUUGUAAAAUGUUUAAAACAAACAUGAACUAUUUUUUACAUUUUGUAAUGAAAAAUUGCAACAACAAAAAAAAAAAAGUUGUAAAUUAAGCUUGUACUUUUUUUUUUUUUUUUUGAUUUUGAGUGUUGCAGUCAUUGUUUUAAAUGGUUGUAAAAUAUUCAUAUUCAGUUCUCAAAUGAUUACACUAAUGGACAAAGUUCAUACCAAGGAUAUACAUCUAUUCAAAGGGUUCAAAGAGUUCAAACAUAUCUACAUGGUCAAAAUGAAGGAGUUGCCAACAAAAACAAAUCCCUUUAGAGAAGAAAUGGGACUUUUUAAAAGUCAUGUAAUUUGUCACUUGUUCAUCAGUUUCCUCUGGAGGGCAAAGUCUUUUUUUAUGGUGAUGACAGCUAAACGCCAAGAAAAGAAAUAGGCAGAAUAUAUGGAUGGACAUCAUUUGUUGUGUUGGCAUCAGCAGCAGCGCCCUGAAACUGCCGAGAGGGGGGGAAAAAAAGCUCACUUUGUGGCGACCAUAUUGAGCACAAUCUACAAUAAAAAAAGUAUUCACAAUACACUAUAUCAAAGUCGAAUCAAAUGCCGUCUGUCCGUCUUCAGCGAUCGUCUUUCAUGUCUGCAUUUCCCUUUUGGGGGUGUUUGAAAAAUGUGUAAUCCCCCGGUGUACGUCUGUCAACUCAUGCUGGUCUGAUUUUAAUCAUGUAAAAGCUGACUUUUGACUUCAUACCUUCAAACAAAAAUUCAGCUGAAGCUAUUCAGCUAUUCUUCAGGUUGUUUAUAGUCCACCCACACGCCAUGACUCAUCAGAAAUGUUUGCAUGUGUUCUUUAGUUGUGUAAAUCAUACAGGCAAGCAGGUUAUCAGCAUACAGCCACUAAAGAGUCAUGAGUAUAAAGUACAAUACUCUUAAUUAAAUGAAUGAUUAAUUAUUGUUAAAUAUAGUGGAAGGGGUGCCACUUGUUGGUGAGAAAAUUGGGUAUAAUUUGUAGAUUUAAUUCAUACUAAGCUCAUGUGGUUUUGAUUGUAUAGUAUUACUGCUGUGUUUGAUCCGUUUGUGAUCCAAAAACUCUGUUUGUUUUAGGCAGUUCACAGUAAUGCAGUACAACAAAUCAUCGGCUGUUGUAAAAUAUUUUUGUUCCCUUGAUUAUGUGGAAGGUGAGCUGGAAAGAGUGCCGCUCUUUGCUCAGGCGGCCGGCAGAGGUUUUAUUGGUUAUUCAACUUUUGGUUGUUAACAGGGAAACAGUAAAUGCACUGAAUAUUUAUCUCAGUAGGUUUGCCUACAAUGCAAAUGACAAAGUGUUACAUGUCUAAUGGUUAGACUAUUAAAAUAGAUAUUUCCAUUUUUGAAAAUGAUCUUAUUGGAGAUGCACACAUCUUCCAAUUUAAGUAUUAACUUUAUGCUGUGAGGAAAGUCAUAAAAAA
Sander lucioperca (pikeperch) is the source of this 4324-nucleotide messenger RNA. RefSeq names its product cyclin T1 (gene ccnt1). Gene Ontology annotation, biological process: positive regulation of DNA-templated transcription, elongation; regulation of transcription by RNA polymerase II. Bases 50 to 2128 code for a protein of 692 amino acids. The transcript is spliced from 9 exons. Gene Ontology annotation, cellular component: nucleus; cyclin/CDK positive transcription elongation factor complex. The record is from RefSeq and is a predicted model, not a curated record. Gene Ontology annotation, molecular function: cyclin-dependent protein serine/threonine kinase activator activity. NCBI's taxonomy places the organism in Eukaryota, Metazoa, Chordata, Actinopteri, Perciformes, Percidae.